Gymnodraco acuticeps is the source of this 1017-nucleotide messenger RNA. It is a transcript of the gene rgs19, whose product is annotated as regulator of G protein signaling 19. NCBI's taxonomy places the organism in Eukaryota, Metazoa, Chordata, Actinopteri, Perciformes, Bathydraconidae. The record is from RefSeq and is a predicted model, not a curated record.
ACCACUCUGUCAAUGAUGGGGAAGAAGAAAUCACAGAAUCUCUCUCUCUCUCUGCAGUACACUGGUCCGAUCCCGGGCGAGCGAGGGGGCGAGCUGGCCAUGGGGGGGGGUCGCAGCGAGACCUCGGCACUGAGCGGGACGGGAGGGGGGCGGGCCAUGACCACUACCCAGAAUUCCCAACGGCCAAACGCCUGCUGCUUCUGCUGGUGCUGCUGCUGCAGCUGCUCAUGGAAUGAAGAGGAGAGACGGAGGAGGAGGAGGAGAUUAUCACAGGACACCAAGAUGGAAACCAUACCAAACUGUGAAGCUUGCACCAAACCCUCAAUGGAAGAGAUCCGGCUGUGGUCUCAGUCCUUCGACAAGCUGAUGAAGAACCCGGCGGGUCGAAAUGUUUUCCGUGAGUUCCUACGGACGGAGUACAGCGAGGACAACAUGCUGUUCUGGCUGGCCUGCGAAGACCUCAAACAGGAGAUCAACAAGAAUGUCAUCGAGGAGAAAGCACGAUCCAUCUACGAGGACUACAUUUCCAUACUGUCACCAAAAGAGGUGAGCCUGGACGCCCGGGUUCGAGAGAUGAUCAACAGGAAGAGGCAGAACCCGACGCCUCACGUGUUUGAAGACGCCCAGCUCCAGAUCUACACUCUGAUGCACCGGGACUCCUACCCACGAUUCCUCUCCUCCAGCAUCUACAGGUCGCUCGUUCAGGGCGGCUCGCGCACCUCCUCCGAGUCCUAGUGCCGCCUCCUCCUCUUCCUCUCCCGGUCCUGAGCUCACAGGAUGGAUGCCAGAUCAUUUCAUCGCUUCUCUCACACACUCCUCCCUGUACCAAACUUUCCAAAAAAGAUCAGACGACUCCUCACUCCAUUUCAACAAAUCCCAAAUCUCUCCGAUUACUGCCAAGACUUUCUUUUCAUUUCUUGUUUAUUCCUCAACGUUUAGUACCGUUGCCAAUAACUCCUUUUUCUUUUCUCUCCAGUUUGUUCUCAUUCAAUCUUUUCUUACAUUACUCUGAUCCUU